Metarhizium robertsii ARSEF 23 is the source of this 495-nucleotide messenger RNA. RefSeq lists its product as uncharacterized. Lineage: Eukaryota; Fungi; Ascomycota; Sordariomycetes; Hypocreales; Clavicipitaceae. The transcript has 2 exons. The coding region runs from base 1 to 495 and encodes 164 amino acids. The record is from RefSeq and is a predicted model, not a curated record. Gene Ontology annotation, cellular component: membrane.
AUGGCUCUUGAUCGCCUUGUCAGUCUCAUUCUCAGAUCGGCCGAACUUGUCUUCGCCGCCAUCGUCGCUGGUGUUACUGGAGAUUACCUGCACAAGUCCCACGCCAGUGCGUGGGACCAAGGAAGAUUCAUUUACACCGUAGUCGUCGCAGGCAUAUCUAUAUUCCUGGCAUUGAUAUGGCUAUUCCCAUUCUCUAGCACCUUCACCCACUGGCCGGUGGACAUCUUCAUCAGCAUUCUUUGGUGGGUUGCCUUUGGCUUGCUGGCCAAUCUGCUGGGAUCUUCCUGCGGUGCUUGGUUCAACUGGGACAACGUCUCGCCCCGGGGCGACCAGUGCGGCAGAUUCAAAGCCAACCUUGCCUUUUCGUUCCUUUCUGCCAUCCUCUGGCUCGCGUCUGCCCUUAUUGGCAUCUUCUGGAUGCGAAAGCAGGAACGCCGUGCUCGCGCCGAGACGGCUCCUCACCGACGCCGUUGGUAUCGCCGCAGCCACGUCUAG